This is a messenger RNA of Cajanus cajan (pigeon pea), 1221 nucleotides long. The record is from RefSeq and is a predicted model, not a curated record. Lineage: Eukaryota; Viridiplantae; Streptophyta; Magnoliopsida; Fabales; Fabaceae.
AUGGAGGAAUUGGCCGAGUUUCAAAAUCAAAACUGGCCCGACCUAUUUCUCGCCAAAAAAGAAAGUGACAAGGAGCCUCCCAAACCCUUCCCCUGGGACAUAACUGAUUGUGAGAAGAAUAACAGGGGUCCAAGGUAUAUGCAUUAUACACCGCUCAACACCAGCAGGGCCAAGGUGUUGGAACAGGCCUUAGCCACAGAAGUCCUAGCUAUUCCUCGAAGAGCUAUGACCCCGCCUCACGCUGAUAAGACGAAAGCAUGCCAGUUCCACCGGAAUAGGGGGCACACUACUGAAGAGUGCUCUGCCCUUUGGGAUCACAUCGAAGACCUCGUCAAGGCCGGCCAUCUUCAAAACUUCAUUCGAUCGACAAAUAACAGAAAAAAUGACUACUACCCUGGCAUGGGGGAGUACAGAAGGGACAAUAGAGAUCGGGCACCUCCGCGGAACCAAUCCCGUGAGCGCAGCAGGUCCCAAGAUAGAAAUAAUCAGCGAGACCGUAAUCAGCCUAGGCGAGUGAUAAACACCAUUGCUGGAGGCUUUGCGGGAGGAAGAAGCUCAUCUUCGGCCCAAAAGAGACAUUUGAGGGCCAUCAAGUCGGUCAACGCUAUAGGAUGGGCGUCCCCCAUUCGUAUGCGCCCUAUAACAUUCACUGACCAAGAUUUCCAAGGCAUUGACCCGGUGCAAGAUGACCCGAUGGUCAUCAGCAUAGAGAUCAACAAUUGGUUUUCGGGUGAACGAGUAGACACUCGAGGAACGAUAGACUUGUAUACCUACUUCGGAGAUGACCAACGUAGACGAAUUAAGGUGCGUUACAUAGUGGUGCACGCUAACACUUCAUACAACAUUCUGCUAGGCCGACCCUCGCUGAACAAGCUCCGAGCCAUCGUCUCCACCCCACAUUUGGCUAUGAAGUUCCCAUCGGAGGAAGGGACCAUCAUCACUUUGCACGCCGAUCAGGAAACGGCACGCGAAUGUUACUUCGCCAGUUUAAAGGUACAGCCAACUCCAAAGCCAAGACGAGAUGUCAACGUCAUCGGCGAAGUUGGCCAACCAAAAUUAAUUGAAGGCCUAGAACUUGAUCCAAGGAUGGAGGAUGAAGAUAGGGUCGAACCUAUAGAAACAAGGAUUCCGUUCCAACUUGGAAAGAAUGAAGAACAGGUCACUUUUUUGAGUUCUCAACUAUUUGAAGUAGAGGCUAAAAAUAUUAAGCAGGUCCUAUGA